Molecule: messenger RNA, 2457 nt
Organism: Oncorhynchus mykiss (rainbow trout)
Lineage: Eukaryota; Metazoa; Chordata; Actinopteri; Salmoniformes; Salmonidae
Product: cdc42 effector protein 2
Biological process (GO): positive regulation of actin filament polymerization; positive regulation of pseudopodium assembly; regulation of cell shape
Cellular component (GO): plasma membrane; cytoskeleton; cytoplasm
Molecular function (GO): small GTPase binding
Source: RefSeq, a predicted model, not a curated record
GUGUGUGUGUGAGGAAUAUGCUGUGCUCUUUCACCAGCUCAGCUUUAUCUUGUUCCGUGUUUCAAGCAGUAAAUCAGUGGGGACUAUAACAGCUCCUGCUCUGUCCUUUCACUCAGGUAGUGGGUGCAGCAAGCAGGAUUCACGCCCAUGAUUCAGACUCCCACGACAGGGAGAGUGACAUCAUCCGAGGGUAAACACACUCUCUGCCGUUAGGUAGGGAGAGGUGGAGGAAACAAAGAAGGAAACAAAACUCCACCUGGUCGUCUCUAUACGCUGACCUCACCUGGGUUACUUCGUCAGAGGAGACUUUCUCAAACAACACACCUGCUGGGUCCUAGAAGGAAUAUACUUGUACUAUUGAACUGAACUUUGAGAAGAUAGAGGGAAGCACGGGAUCAAAUUGGCAAGGUCUACAGGACAUGAUAGAAUCCUUCUCAGUAAAGGAUACCUAAGACUCGGCUUCGUCUCAGAAGUGAACCAAAGGACAUCUCAACAGGACCUGGUAAGAUGCCGCUGACGACGUCUCUGUACCGUAAGCCAGCCUCGGCCCGCUGGUCCAGAAGGACACAGAAGCGCAGGGAGGUGCUCUCUGUCAACAUGAUCAGCCUCCCAUUGGCCGACUUCCGCCAUGUUUCCCACAUCGGGAACAACGACCACAGCGACAGCUUCGGGGACCUGUCCUUUCUGAAGGGGGGCAACAGCCUGGUGCUGCAAAGCUCUCAGAGUGAGCAGAACCUCUUGCUGGCCUGCUACCCUCCACCCAAACCCUUACGCCUUAACCUGGACGAGGCCACGGAGAGCCCCGAGUGGACCAGGGCCCACAUGAGCCACAGUGCCUCAGAGAGGAGGAAGAAGUGCAGCUCCUUGCCCCUGCUGGACAGCGAGGAGGGUGAGGGGAAUGGGGAGAUGGAGGGCAGGGUUAGCCCCAGCCACAGGGUCAUGGUCAGCAGCCCCAGUCCUGCCCGUGGCAGCCUGAGUUCUGGCCGGGAUGGAGACUCCACUCAGACCUGCUCUGAGGACACGCAGCAGCUGGAUGAGGUGGACAAUAGCUUCUCCUUCAGCCUGGACCUGGGCCCCUCCAUCCUGGACGACGUGCUGCAGGUCAUGGACAGGCUCCACUAUUAGAGGAACAGCCAGACAGAGACCUUACUAACGUCAUCAUUGUGACUGGCAUUAGAACACUCCAAACUGCCAUAAGACGAUGAACGGCUGACAUAAAAGAGUACGGUUACAUGCACACAAUAAUAUGAUUAUUGUGAAUAGUCAGAUUAAUAUAAUAGUUCAAAUAAACAGUUACAUGCUUUGCAAGAAGAAAAAUUUCCCUAAUAAUCCUGUUGACAUAGACCCAUCUGAAAUCAGGCUAUUUGAUGGGCCUUUAAUAAACGCAGAAAAUCAUCAAUCAAAAUACACGUUCUACCACAGCGACCAUGUAAUAUUUGUGAAGCAUAUUAGAUUCUGAGUUUACACGUGAAAACUAUUUCUAAUAUGAAUGCUUUCAGUUUUUCCGAAGUCACUUCACUCAAAAGAAGGAAGCUUGCACUGCUCGUGCUGGCACAGAUCAAAUACACCGCUAGGACUCAGAUUAAGGCAUUGCAUGUCCUAAUAUUUUGAAAGAUUGCUCAGAAAACAAGGUGUUUUAAUCGUCGUACGUUUACUUCAAUUAUGACCUUGCACCAAUUAAGAUAGUCAUGUAAAACACCUUACUCUGCUUAAUCUGCCCACUGCCAAUUAGUUUAAUAUUGAGUUAUUAGUGCAUGUAAACAUACUCCAGUGUCAGAGCAUUUGAAACACCAUGGGGAUAUAACCUACAAAGGGAUCUCUUCCAUUUCAUACGAGGUCAUCGACAAGAGUAAGAGUACACAUGGACUUCCACUUUAACUUACUCCUUCUCUCAUUUUACUUAGAAAAAUGUUUGCUAUCUAUAGUAGAUUAUUAUGACAGAACGCUUCUCAUGGAGUUGUAUGCUAAUUUGAACAUUUCUUGACUGUAUCUGUUGUUUCUAUGAUACCAGUAAUAGAAUCAGAAUGAGUGUCCAUUGAUGUUUAAGGGUUAACGUUGGAAUUCUCCUCGCUCCUUUCAACCACUCUAUGGGGCAAAGUUCAUGUUCUUCUAGCAUUACCUGUUGCAGCGUUAAAUAAAAUGUUACAUAGUCUAGUUAAUCAUUUAGCACCUUAUUUAUCUUAAAGGCCCAGUGCAUUCAAAAACCAAAUUUCCUUGUGUUUUAUAUAUAUAUUCACACUAUGGAGGUUGGAAUAAUACCUGUGAAAUGCCCUUUGGGUGUAAGAGCCGUUUAAAAAGAGUGCCUGAAAUGUCAGCCUGUUUUGGUUGGAUGGAGUUUGGGCCUGCCUGGGGACAUCACCAAGUGGUAAAUUAGUUAAUAGACCAAUAAGAAAGAGUUCCAAACCUUUCUGCCAAUAACAGCUAGUUUUCCCCUUCCCACUCAGACCACUCCCAGAC